Suillus bovinus is the source of this 2227-nucleotide messenger RNA. Its product is annotated as arginase deacetylase. NCBI's taxonomy places the organism in Eukaryota, Fungi, Basidiomycota, Agaricomycetes, Boletales, Suillaceae. Bases 59 to 1930 code for a protein of 623 amino acids. The transcript is spliced from 7 exons. Gene Ontology annotation, molecular function: histone deacetylase activity. Gene Ontology annotation, cellular component: nucleus. The record is from RefSeq and is a predicted model, not a curated record.
ACUCCUGUCGCUUCCAUAUACAUGCAGGAUCUCACAGUACUUAACGGUCACGGAAAGCAUGAGCACCCACGCAGCCGAUUCAACCAUCAAGAUAGAACCUAGGUCUGAAGCUGACCCACUAAGAAUCGGCACCCCGUUACCUUUAGGUCAGGUCUCCUCCAAGUCAGCCUAUAUCCACCCAUCGUCAUUAGCAAAAGCCCCAACACACGCCAAAAUAUACUUCCAAGAUGACUGUCUAAAUCACCGAUUUAUUCGCUCACGAGAUACCUCAAGCAUCGUGGAGCGACCCGAACGUUUACGUGCCGUCAAGAUUGGACUCGCUGCUGCCAUAGCGCGUAUUGAAGAGGCCGAAGGUGUUCUGAAACCCUCAGAUACAGACAUUUCUGUAGAGGAUGAGCUGGCUGCUGCUCUCGGCAAUAUGGAUAUAGCUACAUCCGACGGUGGACUUAUUCGAGCUCGAAGUAUUUCUGUUACAAGAAGUACGGCUACCGUCGAUCUCUUAGAUAACGCUGCGGUGAAAUACGUUCAUGGAGAUAUAGAUGGUGAUGUCUAUCUCCAGACCUUGAAGGCAUGGGCUCGAGAUAGCGAAGAUAAUAUUACCAAGAAGGGGUCUGAAAUGCCGGAGGGGAUGCCACCACUUGACCUGUAUCUAUGUCCCUCCUCAAUCGAUGCUAUCCAGGGCGCGAUUGGCGCCGUAUGCCAAGCAGUCGACGCAGUCAUUGCGUCUACUGGCACGAAUCCUUCUAUCGUAGCUACCGAGCCUCGACGAGCAUUUGUAGCAGUGAGACCACCUGGCCACCAUUGUGGUGAAGAUACCCCAUCUGGAUUCUGUUUUGUAAACAAUGUGGCGAUUGGCGCAGUUCACGCACACCUGAAAUACGGAAUUCAACGUGUUGUCAUACUGGAUAUUGAUUUGCACCAUGGAAACGGCACGCAGUCGAUAGUAUGGCAAAUCAAUGAAGAAACAUACCGACAGACGCUAGAAUCCGAACAGUCGCCAUCCGAGCCCAACGCACCUCCCUCAACUCGCGGUCCUCAGAUAUUCUACGGCUCAAUACACGAUGUUCUCUCUUUCCCGUGCGAGGACGGUAAGAUGUCUUUCGUUCAAGCUGCGUCAACCUCGAUAAACGGACCACAUGGACAAUACAUCGAGAAUAUACAUCUGCAAACCUACAGCUCUGAAGUAUACUUUUGGGAAGUCCUUUACAAAGAACAAUAUUCAACGCUUCUUACGAGAGCAUCGCAAUUCCUUGACAGUACCGGCGGACCAGGCGAUGAUGUCAUGGUCUUCAUAAGUUGUGGUUUUGAUGCUUGUGAACACGAGUAUUCAAGUAUGUCUCGUCAUAACCGAAAGGUCCCCACAAGCUUCUAUCAUCGAUUCACUCUCGAUACAUGCACUUUUGCCGAUGUUUAUGCUCGUGGGCAUGUCGUGAGCGUGCUUGAAGGCGGGUACAGCGAUCGUGCGCUGAGUAGCGGGGCAAUGGCACAUAUAUGUGGGCUCAUUGGGGAUACCGUACAAGUGGAUGAGAGGUGGUGGGACUUGGAAAACCUAAUCAAGCUCGAGAAAGCCACAAAGGCCCGUAAAUUCGGGCACCCUUCUCUAGGAGACACCGAUCCUGAGCCAUGGCUUACACGCACCUCAGAACUGCUUUCCCGUCUCGAUGUCUACCGAACCCCACCACAGCAUUCACGGAAUUGGGUCCCACCGACAUCGAGGACGCUGCGCGAGCGGAAGAAGCUUUCGAGAAACAGCAGCACACCAGACGUGGCUAGUAAGCCUGGCAAGGAUACGCAGGUACCAGUGCCCGUGUCCAGUACUAGUUCGUCAACUUCUGUAUCUGUGCCCGAGAGUGAGGCUGUGAACCCUCUCACUGCGAAGAAGCUGCCUCGAGUGAUUUUGCAUGUCAGGCGGCCCGAUGGCACAUCGUAAUGGUGGUGUAUGUGAUAUCGUACUGAUUGUUGGAAGCUUUUUUAUAUAUCUAAUGCGUACUUGUUGAUGCGAAUGUUGAUAUUUCUUUAGUAGCUCGUUCGAACUUUGCGCAGAUCCUGUCGAUUAUACCUUGGCCUCAAUUGCGAUCACUGUAGAUCAUCGUUCGUCUACGGAUGACAUGCUGGUGUUGAUGGUAAUCUAAUUUUUCAUCCGCGAACAUGCUGGAUCACGGUCACAUGGGUACCAGGCGUUCGCAUAUUUUAACUAUUACUCAUCGCAAUAAAUCUGUCAAAAAUC